Molecule: messenger RNA, 1405 nt
Organism: Ceratosolen solmsi marchali
Lineage: Eukaryota; Metazoa; Arthropoda; Insecta; Hymenoptera; Agaonidae
Product: UPF0586 protein C9orf41
Exons: 7
Coding region: 44-1252 (402 amino acids)
Biological process (GO): carnosine metabolic process
Cellular component (GO): nucleus; cytosol
Molecular function (GO): carnosine N-methyltransferase activity
Source: RefSeq, a predicted model, not a curated record
GGUAACAUAUCUAUGCGGACAAAGGCCUGAGGCAUAAUCGAAAAUGGAAGUCGCGCCGAAUGCAUACCCAAAAAAGAUGAACAGCACGUACGAGGACGAGGAAGAGAAGAAGCAUUUUCAACGUAUCGUUUCGGCCUUCAAAUACUACAAGCCUCACUCAUUGCAACGAGUAAAGAAAACCGAGCGAUAUCUACUUUCACUUCCACCACACCAUCAGAAAUUAUUGACCAAGUAUAGGGAACACUUGGUCGAUGUUAAAAGAUGUAUCGAAAAUAACGACGAAAUAAUUAAACUCAUCAUAAAAGACGUGACACACAUUUUUGAAAAUGUUAGUCCAACCAGUUCGUCAACCGACAGUGUAAGACCAGUUUCUAUGACUCUUAGUCAUCGUCCAAUAAUGGCGGAUCAGGAAAAGGUUCAAGCUACAAUCAAGCAGUUAGUACGCGACUGGAGCACAGAAGGCACGGAAGAAAGGAGAACUUGCUAUCAACCGAUCAUCGAUGAAAUCAUAAGCAAAUUCCCUUUGGAGCACUGUACGCCAGCGGAUAUCCGAAUUCUCGUACCUGGUGCAGGACUUGGGAGACUUGCUUACGAGAUCGCAAGGAGGGGUUACACUUGUCAAGGAAAUGAGUUUUCACUCUUCAUGCUCUUUGCGUCCCAUUUCGUAUUAAAUAAAUGUAGAAGCAUAAAUUCAUUUAAAGUUCAUCCAUGGGUACAUCAGUAUAUGAAUAAUUUGCAACCCGAACACCAAACGCAAGAGGUUUACUUUCCAGACGUAAAUCCCAGUGACCUUCCAGAAAAUGCACAAUUUUCAAUGGCAGCGGGUGAUUUUCUCGAGGUUUAUACAGAAGAAAAUCAUUGGGACUGUGUUGCUACAUGUUUUUUUAUUGAUUGCGCAAAUAAUGUGGUACAAUUUAUAGAAACAAUCUAUAAAAUACUAAAGCCUGGUGGGAUAUGGAUCAAUCUUGGUCCUCUUUUAUAUCAUUUUAGUGAUAUGCCUAUGGAAGAAUCUAUCGAGCCAAGUUACAGCGAAGUGCGUGACGUCAUUCGAGGACUUGGUUUCCAAAUAGAGAAAGAAGAAACGCACGUUAAAACGCGCUACGCCCAAAAUGUUAACAGCAUGCUUCAAUAUGAAUAUAAUAGUGUUUAUUUUGUUUGCCAAAAACCAAAAAGGCCUACAACUAGCACUGAACAACCAAUGAGCCAAUCCAACGGUUCAGAAACUAAUGGAUUACAAGAACAAGAAAAUUAAUAGUUCGUGAUUUAAUUGUGUUUCACUCAUAAAGAUGUUUGAAGGAUUCAUAAUUUCAAGCCUUCAGCUUCUCAAAAGAUGCAUCAUUUUCGGUAUAACUUGUAUAAUUUUUAAAAAUAUCUUUCAAUUUUCAAGUAACUUUAUUAUUUCCAU